Molecule: messenger RNA, 1588 nt
Organism: Coturnix japonica (Japanese quail)
Lineage: Eukaryota; Metazoa; Chordata; Aves; Galliformes; Phasianidae
Gene: IST1
Product: IST1 factor associated with ESCRT-III
Biological process (GO): protein transport
Source: RefSeq, a predicted model, not a curated record
CUCUGGGUUCUCUUGGGCCGCCCCAGCGGCCGAACCCCGCUCGGGGGAGGUUCCGGUCCGGGCCGAGCUGUGUCCUCGGACGGGGCGCGCAGCGCUGGGGAUGGUGCUCUCAGGAGCACGGACCGGUUCCGAGGCCUUCUCGUCGCUCUAAACUGCUCAUCAUGUUGGGCUCUGGAUUCAAGGCUGAGCGCCUGCGUGUCAACCUGCGCCUUGUCAUCAAUCGCCUCAAGCUGCUGGAGAAAAAGAAGACUGAAUUGGCCCAGAAGGCAAGGAAGGAGAUUGCAGAUUAUCUGGCAGCUGGAAAAGAUGAGCGUGCUAGGAUUCGUGUGGAGCACAUCAUCCGUGAAGAUUACCUUGUGGAAGCCAUGGAGAUCCUGGAGCUCUACUGCGAUCUACUGCUAGCCCGCUUUGGCUUGAUUCAGUCCAUGAAGGAGCUGGACUCUGGCCUGGCAGAAGCAGUGUCUACGCUGAUUUGGGCUGCACCGCGACUCCAGUCAGAAGUGGCUGAAUUGAAGAUUGUUGCUGAUCAGCUGUGUGCCAAAUACAGCAAGGAGUAUGGGAAGCUGUGCCGCACAAACCAGAUUGGAACAGUUAAUGACAGGCUGAUGCACAAGCUGAGUGUGGAGGCACCUCCCAAGAUUCUGGUGGAGAGAUAUCUCAUUGAAAUUGCCAAGAACUACAAUGUUCCCUAUGAACCUGACUCAGUGGUGAUGGCUGAAGCCCCUGCAGGUGUUGAGGCAGAUCUGAUUGAUGUGGGAUUCACAGAUGAUGUGAAGAAAGGUGGCCAUGGAGGGGGAGGAGGUGGUGGAUUUACAGCUCCACUGGUUGGUCUUGAUGGUUUAGUGCCCGUGCCAAUGCCUAUGCCCAUGCCAUCAAAUCCCCCCUUCUCCUAUCCACCUCCAAAGGGACCGGAGAACUUCAAUGGCCUGCCAGUGGGGGCCUAUCAGCCUUUUACUAACAUUCAUCCUCCACCAAUUCCAGCAAACCCACCAACGUAUGAAUCUAUUGGUGAGCCUGAUGCUGACAAGGAUUCUGCUUCUGCAUCGGUGGCAGGGCCUGGACCCAAACCAGAAGCUUCUCCAAAACCAAGAGUUGGACCUCCUAAUACCAUUGAUAAUUUUGUAUUGCCUGAAUUACCUUCUGUGCCAGAUACACUACCAACAGCAUCUGCUGGUGCUAAUUCUUCCGCCUCUGAAGACAUUGACUUUGAUGAUCUUUCUCGGAGAUUUGAGGAGCUAAAGAAGAAAACAUAAAGAGUGAUUUGGCUACAGCUCCAAUGGGAAGGGCAGGAGCUGUGACUGCUGUUUUUCUCUGAAACACUCUCCCUUCGAUUGGUUUCCUGUAUUAACCUCAAAUGAACACUUCUCUUUGAGCUCUCUUCCUGCUGUUCUUAAACCACAUGCUGUCGCUUUCUCAGUCCUUGUUGCUCCAGGAGUUGAACUGUAGAGACUCUUAAGAGAUGAAAGCAGGGAACCGCUCCAACCAAUCCAGGUAGCUGCAGAGAAAGGCCUUGCUUGACUGAUGUUCCUGCCCGUCUCUGUGGCAGCUGCGUGUUUUCUUCUACAGAGAAAGGUGAUGAAGGUUGAAA